CUUCCGCUCAAUCGAGAGAAGUUAAAGCUCUGGCCCCUUCAACAAUGGCGAUUCCUGAUGAUGUCGCCUUCACGAUUCUGUCGAAACUGCCUCUGAAAUCUCUCAAGCGAUUCACACUGGUUCACAAAUCAUGGGUUGAUUUACAUGAAAUCCCUUAUUUCAUGAGCAUGUUUCGCAGCAAUUUCUUAUCCAAACAUCAAUCUUAUUACGAUGAUACAUCUCUCCUUGUCUUACAGCAGCAGCCAUCAGAUGGCACCCAUUGUCACGGUUCAUUGUUUUUGCUUUCUGGUGACAAUUUUGAGAAAACAGUCAAAUCAGAUUGGCUUCCAUAUCAAGAACAUGGCAGAUUCCUUAGUGUUUUGGGUUCGGGUAUUCAUGGCAUUCUUUGUCUCCAUGAAGCACCAGAUUAUAAGUAUGUAUUGUGGAACCCAGCUACUGAAGAAUUCAGAGUUACUCCUCCCAGCCCUAGAGAGUCUCUACCUUAUUGGGAGGCUUAUAUUAAACCUCAUGGAUUUGGUUAUGAUCCUAUUACUGAUGACUUUAAGGUCCUUCGGCAUAUAACUUUUUAUCCAGAUUAUGAUUAUGGGCAAGAUGAAUAUCAUUCGGGAGUUGAAGAUGAUAAUGAUGAUGACGAUGAUGAAGAUGAUGAUCUGCAAGAUGAGCCAAUGAUCUCAGACCACUUACCAAGUCGAAUACCACAACCCUUCUGGGAGAUAUAUAGCCUAAGAAGCAACUCUUGGAGGAAACUUGAUGCUGAUAUGCCUAUUACUGGAGGCGGUCCCGACAAGGGUGGUGACACUUACAUGAAUGGAGUGUGUAAUUGGUUGAGUUACGGUCGGAUAUAUGACUAUGGUUUUGAUACACAUUUGGUGUCAUUCAACUUUAGCAAUGAGAUAUUCUACACAACGCCCUUACCGUUAGAUCUGGCUGAUACAAGGGUGCAGACAUACUUGGCGGUGUUAAAUGAGUCCAUUGCGUUGAUAUCAAUGCAUGAAGAAACAACAACUUUUCACAUAUCCAUUUUGGGUGAACAAGGUGUGAAGGAAUCAUGGACUAAACUUUUCAUUGUUGGACUUGGACCCUUGCAUGACGUUGGGCUUCCUAUUGCAGUAGGGAAGACGGGUGAAAUGAUAUUCUCCAGAAGAGAAAAGGGUGAACUAGCCUUGUUUGAUUUAAGUACCCAGAUGCUCAAGAAGGAGAUUGCUGCUACAGGGCUGUUAGAUUAUGAUCAGAUGGUAAUUUAUAAGGAAAGCAUUCUUCCCAUUGGGAGAACAGGUUAUUAGUAUAAGCUUAAAGCUUUACUCAUUAGAUUUAUGAUGAUGGCUAUUAAGAUUUAUUACCACAUUGAAUGUUAAGAAGUCAUUUGUGUACAAAUUGGCUCUUCAAUUGCCCAUAUAUAUCAAAUAUAUGAGAAAGAAGCCAUUUCGUCAUAUGAUUCUUGAUGUAUCAAUUUUAUUUUGAUGCAUUACUCUCU
Molecule: messenger RNA, 1474 nt
Organism: Lotus japonicus
Lineage: Eukaryota; Viridiplantae; Streptophyta; Magnoliopsida; Fabales; Fabaceae
Product: putative F-box protein At4g21240
Exons: 1
Coding region: 45-1283 (412 amino acids)
Molecular function (GO): protein binding
Source: RefSeq, a predicted model, not a curated record